AUGUCGUCGACACUCCUGCAGAGGCGCCGUGAAGCACUCGCAGCCAUUGACUCUGCGCCAUUCUCCUGGUACCACGUCCGGGCCAUCAUUGUUGCUGGAGUCGGCUUCUUCACCGAUGCCUAUGACAUCUUCGCAGUCAACUUUGCCAACAUCUUGGUGGGCCUCGCUUACUACUCGAGUGGCAAAGUGCCGUCAAAUGCAGACACUGCCAUCAAAGUUGCCACAUCCGCUGGAACGGUCAUUGGCCAACUUGGCUUUGGUGCCCUGGCUGAUGUGCUUGGGCGUAAAAAGAUGUAUGGCAUUGAGCUCAUGGUCAUUAUUGUCGCCACCCUUGGACUGGCCCUCACAGCCGGCGGUCGCUCAACAGAAAUCGUCGGUGUCUUCAUCUUUUGGCGAGUCAUUCUGGGUACCGGUGUCGGUGGUGACUACCCACUCUCUGCCAUCAUCACCUCUGAGUUUGCUACAGUCAAGUGGAGAGGUGCCAUGAUGGGUGCCGUCUUUGCCAACCAGGGAUGGGGCCAGCUCACUUGCGCCAUCGUCUCCAUUUGUUGCACCAUCGGCUUCAAGGACUCAUUCCUCUCUGGAGGCACUGUCUGCAAUGAGCGUUGUCAAAUUGCAGCAGACAAGUCGUGGCGAAUCAUUUAUGGAUUCGGCGCUGUUCCUGCCGUCUUUGCCCUCUACUUCCGUCUCACCAUCCCAGAGACAAUCCGCUACUCGCUCGACGUCGAGGGUGAUGAUACGGUCGCCGCCAAGGAUGCCGUGCAAUACGUGUCUGGCAAGAUUGGUGCAGCCAAGUUGACUUCUGAGGAGGAAGUGGCUCGUGUGCGCAACAAGAACGACCGCAACCCCACUGCCCCUCCCAAGGCAUCCUUCCGUGACUUCAUCCGCCACUACAGCCAAUGGAAGAAUGGCAAAGUCCUUCUCGGCACUGCUGGAUCAUGGUUCAUGCUUGAUGUUGCCUUUUACGGUCUUGGUCUCAACACAUCCAUUGUGUUGAAUGCAAUUGGCUACUCUGCACCCAAGAACAAAUUUGUCUACGAUACUUUGUACAACCAGGGCGUCGGCAAUAUCAUUCUUUCAUGUGCGGGUCUCAUUCCCGGCUACUGGCUCUCUGUGCUCACAAUUGACCGAUUCGGCCGCAAGACCAUUCAGCUCAUGGGUUUCAUCAUUCUCACCGCCCUUUUCAUCAUCCUUGGCUUUGGCUACAACCACAUCAACACCAACGGCAAGUUUGCACUGUACUGCUUGGCCAACCUGUUCUUCAACUUUGGUCCCAACACAACAACUUUCAUUGUUCCAGGUGAAGUCUUCCCAACACGCUACCGAUCCACCUCACACGGUAUCUCUGCUGCGUCUGGCAAGAUUGGUGCGAUUGUCGCUCAAGUACUCAUUGGUCCGUUGCGAACACGUGGUGCAACCAAGGAUAAUGCAUCACCGUGGCUCGACCACGUUCUCCAGAUCUUUGCACUCUUCAUGUUCAUGGGCAUUCCCUUGACCUUGUUGAUUCCCGAGACUGCACGUAAGACACUCGAGGAGUUGUCGGGUGAGGAUGAGUACAACCCAGACUAUGUCGAUGAUCUUGAGAACAGCAAGCGUUCCAUUGGAUCACAUGAAAAGUCUGCGCCUGAGGUCCAGACCCAUUAG
Messenger RNA from Protomyces lactucae-debilis, 1644 nucleotides. RefSeq names its product major facilitator superfamily domain-containing protein. NCBI's taxonomy places the organism in Eukaryota, Fungi, Ascomycota, Taphrinomycetes, Taphrinales, Protomycetaceae. Gene Ontology annotation, cellular component: membrane. Gene Ontology annotation, molecular function: phosphate transmembrane transporter activity. The record is from RefSeq and is a predicted model, not a curated record. The transcript has 2 exons. Gene Ontology annotation, biological process: transmembrane transport; phosphate ion transport. The coding region runs from base 1 to 1644 and encodes 547 amino acids.